This is a messenger RNA of Exserohilum turcica Et28A, 1602 nucleotides long. RefSeq names its product glycosyltransferase family 2 protein. The transcript has a single exon. NCBI's taxonomy places the organism in Eukaryota, Fungi, Ascomycota, Dothideomycetes, Pleosporales, Pleosporaceae. Bases 1 to 1602 code for a protein of 533 amino acids. The record is from RefSeq and is a predicted model, not a curated record.
AUGACGGACUGGAAGACAGGAGUGGCUACAGCCAUCCUUAUCGCCAUGUUAGGCUGGGUGCUGCACCUCAUCCAUGUCAUGAAAGCGCGAUCAGAAGCCCUUUCCAUAACAGUCAUCGUGGGCCUUUUCUUCCACACUGUGCCAGCCAUGUGUCUCUUGGCUACGGUUCUGAAGUCGAGAGUUGCCAAGGAUCACCAGCUCGUGUGGUUCAGUGCUCUCAUGGUGUUCCGGUAUUGGCGGACGCUGGUAGGUGUCUACUUCUGGACGCAGUACAAAGUGGCUGAGCGGGGCGCUGGUGGCGGACAAAAAAGCUACAGCCCAUCUGACUGCACUGUCGUGGUGGCUACGGUUGGGCCUGGCAAGAACUUGGAACUGUUUGUGAGAAUGAUAGAAGCAAUUCUCGCCAACAAGCCCCGGCGAGUCAUAUUUUCUACGCCGGAACCCAGCAUAGCGGAUAUCGUCCGCCCCUUUGUGCUCAAGAUCCAGAGCGACUUCCAAGCACGCACGGCGGAGCCACACAAGAUACCCGAGUCCACAACCGAUACAGAGAUCAUCUGCACGGGCGAAGCUUACAGAAUGGACAAGCGAACGCAGACUGCCCAUGCAAUUAGCUUGGUCGAUACCCCAAUCAUGGUCAUGGCCGACGACAGCGUGGUAUGGGGGCCAAACUUCCUGGAAGCCACACUGCCCGCCUUUGAAGACGACAAGGUCGGAUUCGUCGGGACGCGCAAAUGGGUCGAGCGUCUGCCUCUCCCUGAACACGACUCGGGGCUCAGUGCGCGACAGAACUUCCUCACGAGGUAUAGAGCUGGUUUCUGGAACACAAUCGGGGCACUGUAUCUCAUCCGCCACAACUUCGAGAUCCGCGCAUCCAACGCCGCCGACGGAGGGGUCUUCUGUGUCUCUGGUCGAACCAGCCUUAUCUUAUCCCGGAUCGUCAAGGACGAGGAGUUUCUUGCCAAGUUUCUCAACGAAUACAUUUGGGCGUUUCCGAGCCUCGGAGUAGAGGGUGUGGGGCCGCUCAAGGCAGACGACGACAACUUCAUCACGCGCUGGGUGGUGAAUCGCGGCAUGAACGUCAAGAUCCAAUACUCUGAAGAUGCGACAAUGACUACGCAGCUGGGCCGAGUGGAUCAGUUCAAGUUCUUGGACCAGUGCAUACGCUGGAGUCGCACCACGAUUCGACAGAACCCCAUCGCCCUGUUUGUUGACCGGACCAUGUGGUGGAAAUGGCCCCUUUCCGUGUGGAUGGUCUACUUCCCCUGGAUGUAUAAUGCAGCGCUGUUCUGGGAUUUCCUUGCAGUGUGGACGUUUACCACGACUGCUUUUUUCCGCGACUCGCAAGUGCAGUAUCGUUGGCUGGGCGCCCUCGUCUUCGCAAUCUGGAUGUCCAAGUUGACCAAGACGGCUGCAUGGUUCAUGCGUCAGGAAAACCGAUCCGAUUUCUUCUGGUACUUCUUUCCCAUCCCAGCCUACCCCUUAUUUGCAUACAGCCACUCUAUCAUCAAAGUUUACACAGCCGCGACUUUUUGGGUCAACGACUGGGGUGGCCGGACUCAAGACGAGAACCAGCGAGAAUUGGACGUAGGCAAGACGAGGUAG